AUGGCAGGCGCGGAAGGUGACGACAAUGCCGAAACAUUUUCGGACUCAAAUCCUACACCAGAGGAUGCAGGAAAUUUACAAAUUUUACUCUUAAAAAGAGAUCGCAUUCACGACGAAAUAUCGCGUUUCAAGUUGUGGUUUGAAACAAACAAUUACAGUACAUCCGCUUCUCGACUAAGAGUAAGAUUGCGCGAUUUUGUACGUAUUAAGGCUCAGUUUGACAAAAUCCAUUCUCAGAUUGAAGCUCUUGAUGAUCCCACACAACCGAUGCAAGUGUACGAACUUAAUACGGUCACAUACGGGAUGUCGUCAGCUCCCUAUGCUGCGAUCAAAUGUCUAAGAUUAUUGGCGGAUCAAGUGGAAUCAACAUUUCCAAAAGCUGCCGAAAUAAUCAAAGACAAUUUUUACGUCGACGAUGUACUCUGCGGGAGUUCCACCGUAGGGGAAACAAUGGAACUUCGUGACCAAUUAACGCAAGUGCUUUCCCAGGGACGUUUCACUUUAGCCAAAUGGGCUUCCAAUAAUCCUAAUAUUGUACCACAAGAAACACCGAAAAUGUCUGUUGUAAAAUUUGACCAGGUGGACAAUGAAUCGAAAACCCUUGGUUUAGUGUGGGACACUCAAAAAGAUGCGUUCAAAUAUUCAAUCGACAAUCUUUCAACUACGGGUAAAGUUUCUAAACGAAAAAUUUUAUCGGUCUCAUCUAAACUUUACGAUCCUUUAGGUUUACUAGGGCCAGUAACAGUUCUAGCUAAAAUACUUUUGCAGGAAAUAUGGAAUUUAAAACUUAGCUGGGAUGAAACUGUGCCAUUAUCAAUUUAUUCCUCCUGGAAAAAUUGGCUGAAUGAUUUAAAAAUGGCGAAUGAAAUCACAAUUCCUAGGUUCAUAUUUGAAACGGAUGCCAGUGUCGAACUGCACUGUUUUUCUGACGCCUCCAUUAAGGCGUAUGGCGGAGCUAUUUAUGUACGUUGCAUUAAGAAAAAUGGUCAAGUUAAUGUUAACUUACUUUGUGCAAAAAGUCGCGUGGCCCCCUUGAAGGCGACACCAUUGCCCCGUCUUGAAUUGUGUGCGGCUCUACUAGUAUGUCAACUAUGCGAUGCAGUACUUAAAACAAUAAAAGUUCCGAUUCAAAAUAAGUACUUCUGGACCGAUUCUAAAAUCGCGUUAGCGUGGAUUUCAUCCCCUUCUAGCUCACUGAAAACAUUCGUAGCCAACAGAGUGGCUGAAAUUCAAAAUCUUAGCAGUAUAGAAGAAUGGCGGUACGUACCGUCUAUUAGUAAUCCUGCCGACAUAAUAUCGCGAGGCACAACAGCCAACAAAUUAUUAAACAACGAUUUUUGGUUCCACGGGCCUUCAUUUCUUUCAUACACAAACGAAUUUUGGCCCAUACAAGAACCGGUCAGCAAAGUAGAUUUACCAGAACAAAAGCAGACUACCUCACUCUUAGUAAACACAGUUCCUGAAUGGGAAUACUUAAAACAGUUUUCUGAUUUUAUUAAAUUACAACGCUCAAUAGCUUAUCUAAAUCGAUUUGUAACUAAUAUCGGGAAUAAAAAUAAUCAAAACUACGGGCCAUUAUCAUGCUCAGAACUUGAUCUAGCUUUAACAAUCAUUUUACGCCACAUACAAUCAACCGAAUUUGACGAAGAAAUAAGAACAUUAUCAAACAAUUUGCCAUUAAAACCGAACAGUAAGCUUCUAUGUUUGAAUCCGUUUUUAGACAAAGACGGAAUCUUAAGAGUAGGCGGACGCUUAAAUUUGGCUACCACUAUUUCAGAUUAUAAAAAACAUCCAUAUUUGCUACCGAGAAACCAUCAUGUGACAAUGUUAAUCAUUUCUCACAUCCAUUUAAGUCACUUACACGCGGGCCCCCAGGCCACGCUAGCGAUAUUACGGGAAAAAUUUUGGGUCCUUACAGGCCGCAAUGUGGUCAGAAAAAUAAUCCAAAAAUGUAUGCGCUGUUACAGACUAAAACCACAGCCAUGUAGCGAACGAAUGGGUAACUUACCGAGCUAUAGAAUAGAGCCCAGUAGACCAUUUUCUAAAACGGGUUUAGAUUAUUGCGGCCCAAUCAACAUCAAUUUAAAUCGCGGUAGAGGAAGGCCAAAAAUAUCGAAAGCCUAUAUAGCAGUCUUCAUAUGCAUGGCAACAAAAGCGGUGCAUUUGGAACUCGUGUCAGACUGUACCACCGAAAGUUUCUUACAAGCUCUGAAAAGAUUCGUUGGUCGACGAGGAAAACCCAACGACAUCUUCUCUGACAACGGGACAACUUUCGUCGGCGCAAAAAAUGAGAUGCAACGACUUCUCAGUUCGCGGAAUGACCGUAAUUACAUAAUAAAAUACUUGACAACUGAGCAGAUCAAUUUUCAUUUUAUUCCGCCUUCCGCGCCACAUAUGGGGGGUAUCUGGGAAGCGGCAGUCAAAUCUGCGAAAAAUCAAUUGAAACGCGUUAUUGGUACAGCUUUGUUUAAUUUCGAAGAAAUGCAGACGUUGCUAAUCCAAGUUGAAGCAUGCUUAAAUUCGCGUCCGUUAACCCCUAUAUCCAAUGACCCAAAUGAUCUGACUCCUUUAACCCCCGGCCACUUCCUCGUUGGAACCCCUCUAACUGCUGUUCCAGAGGACAACGUCACCACGCUCCCAACGAACCGGCUCUCCAGGUGGCAACAAGUCAGUCGCACUCAGCAGCAAUUCUGGAAACGGUGGUCAGCAGAAUAUCUGGGCCAACUUCAAAAUCGCCCAAAAUGGACCAAGGCCAGCCACAACAACAUAAAGGUGGACGAUUUGGUGAUCAUUAAGGAAGACCACACACCCCCGCUUGCAUGGAAGAUGGGACGCGUCACUACAGUUCAUCCCGGUCAAGAUGGCCUCAUUCGGGUAGUGACAGUGAAAACCGCGAAUGGUGUGACUAAACGACCAGUGGUUAAACUAUGUGUGCUUCCGACCGAACCAUAA
Molecule: messenger RNA, 2952 nt
Organism: Zophobas morio
Lineage: Eukaryota; Metazoa; Arthropoda; Insecta; Coleoptera; Tenebrionidae
Exons: 1
Coding region: 1-2952 (983 amino acids)
Biological process (GO): DNA integration
Molecular function (GO): nucleic acid binding
Source: RefSeq, a predicted model, not a curated record